Molecule: messenger RNA, 4370 nt
Organism: Eubalaena glacialis (North Atlantic right whale)
Lineage: Eukaryota; Metazoa; Chordata; Mammalia; Artiodactyla; Balaenidae
Gene: TRAK2
Product: trafficking kinesin protein 2
Exons: 17
Coding region: 551-3292 (913 amino acids)
Biological process (GO): neurogenesis; anterograde axonal transport of mitochondrion
Cellular component (GO): dendrite
Molecular function (GO): GABA receptor binding
Source: RefSeq, a predicted model, not a curated record
GGGGACUUUGCAGCGAACUCGCAGAAGGCGGCACACAGAGCCGGGCCGGAGGGCACCUCGGGUUUGGAGACUCCGCGUGCCUGUCGUGCGCUGGUGCCGUGCAGGCUGCUGGGAGAAUGGGUUUCCUCUUCUCUUCCCCAAAUGUGUGGGGGCUGUCAUUGACCUGGAGUAGCUGCAAAACUGAAGUCGCCGAAUGAUGAUGUUGUGAAAUCGCCCGUCCGUUCCUGCCACGCCCGGGCGGUUACUGGCAGCAGCGGCCGCUUCUGCUGCUCCUCUCAGGCUGCUGCCGCUUUAGAGGCUUCUCUCCGAGCAAGCGCGUGCCAAGGACGGAGGACGCCGGACCAUUCCUGUCAUGACCAUCCUAGGAGUGAUAAUCACAUGAGAGCACUCAUUGCUCCAGAUGUCAUUUGACCAUCAAAAAAAAAAAAUCUGUUUAAAAGAAAAUAUCCAUUUGACCAGAACCUUUCUUUAUUGAAUGGCUUGAUGGAUUUCCUUUACUCUGAUUCAAACCAAAGCUGUCCUGCUCAACCAAAACAAGAAAGGAUCUUGCAUGAGUCAAUCCCAGAAUGCCACUUCUACAUCACCGAUGGGUGAAGAAAACCUCAUGAAUAUCAAUCACAGAGACUCAGAGAGCAUCACUGAUGUGUGCUCCAAUGAAGAUCUCCCUGAAGUCGAGCUGGUGAGCCUGCUAGAAGAACAGCUACCCCAGUAUAAGCUAAGAGUGGACUCUCUCUUUCUAUAUGAAAAUCAAGACUGGACUCAAUCCCCACGCCAGCAGCAACAUGGAUCUGAUGCCCUCUCUCCAGUCCUUGCUGAAGAGACUUUCCGUUAUAUGAUUCUAGGCACAGACAGGGUGGAGCAGAUGACCAAAACUUACAAUGACAUCGACAUGGUUACACAUCUCCUGGCAGAGAGGGAUCGUGAUCUGGAGCUAGCUGCUCGAAUUGGACAAGCUCUCUUAAAGCGGAACCAUGCCUUGUCUGAGCACAAUGAAGCCCUCGAGGAGCAAUUGGGACAAGCCUUUGAUCAAGUUAAUCAACUGCAGCAUGAGCUGUCCAAGAAAGAUGAGUUACUUCGAAUUGUCUCCAUUGCUUCUGAAGAGAGUGAAACUGAUUCCAGCUGCUCUACACCUCUUCGCUUCAAUGAGUCCUUUAGCUUAUCUCAAGGUUUGCUGCAGUUGGACAUGCUGCAAGAAAAGCUCAAGGAACUGGAAGAAGAGAAUAUGGUUCUUCGAUCCAAGGCUUGUCACAUAAAGACAGAAACGAUUACCUAUGAAGAGAAGGAACAACAGCUUGUCAGUGAUUGUGUUAAAGAACUUCGUGAAACAAAUGCUCAGAUGUCCAGAAUGACUGAAGAAUUGUCUGGGAAGAGUGAUGAACUGAUUCGUUACCAAGAAGAGAUUUCCUCUCUCUUGUCUCAGAUUGUAGAUCUUCAGCACAAACUUAAAGAACAAGUGAUUGAGAAGGAAGAACUGAGACUUCACCUCCAAGCUUCCAAAGAUGCCCAAAGACAACUGACGUUGGAGCUGCAUGAGUUACAAGACAGGAAUAUGGAGUGUCUGGGAAUGUUACAUGAAUCCCAAGAAGAAAUAAAGGAACUUCGGAAUAGAUCUGGCCCUGCUGCUCAUCUCUACUUCUCCCAGCCAUACGGAGUUUUUUCUGGGGAAUCUCUGGCAGCUGAGAUUGAGGGGACCAUGCGUAAGAAGUUGAGUUUGGACGAGGAAUCUUCUCUCUUUAAACAAAAAGCCCAACAAAAACGGGUAUUUGAUACUGUCAAGGUUGCCAAUGACACACGGGGCCGCUCUGUCCCAUUCCCAGCUCUGCUACCCAUUCCAGGCUCCAACCGUUCAAGUGUCAUCAUGACAGCAAAACCUUUUGAAUCUGGUUUACAACAAACAGAGGACAAAACAAUCCAGAAGAGUAACUUGGAGGAAGAUCCAGGGAACGUCCAGAAGUUCUGUCAGCCAGAAUGCUCUGCAGAGAGUGAUUUGGCUACAGCCCUGCAUCGCCUGAGUCUGCGGCGACAGAACUACUUAAGUGAGAAGCAGUUCUUUGCUGAAGAAUGGCAACGGAAGAUCCAGGCUCUGGCUGGCCAGAAAGAAGGGGGUAGUGACUGUGGCUUCCCCACAGAGAGCCUUGCCUCCCUCUGCACCGACCAGUCGGAGAUCACAGACCUGAGCAGUGCCAGUUGCCUUCGAGGUUUUAUGCCUGAAAAAUUGCAAAUUGUCAAGCCCCUUGAAGGAUCACAAACUCUGCACCAAUGGCAGCAGCUUGCUCAACCAAAUUUAGGAACCAUUCUUGACCCACGACCAGGUGUCAUCACUAAAGGCUUUACCCAGUUGCCCAAGGAUGCCAUCUAUCACCUCUCAGAUUUAGAAGAAGAUGAAGAGGAAGGUAUCACUUUUCAGGUUCAGCAACCUCUUCAAGUGGAACAGAAGCCAUCAAUAUCCCAGCCAGUAACAGGAAUCUUCCUGCCGCCCAUGACUUCAGCUGGUGGUCCAGUUACAGUUGCAACCUCAAACCCAGGAAAGUGUCUGUCCUGCACAAACUCAACAUUCACCUUCACCACCUGUAGGAUAUUACAUCCUUCUGAUAUUACUCAGGUUACCCCCAGCUCUGGCUUCCCUUCAUUAUCCUGUGGAAGUAGUGGUAGCAGUUCAUCAAACACAGCAGUGAAUUCUCCUGCUAUGUCCUAUAGACUCAGCAUUGGUGAAUCCAUCACCAACCGACGAGAUUCCACCAUAACCUUCAGCGGCACCAUGAGCUUGGCCAAACUUCUACAAAAGCAAGGCAUCUCUGCUAAAGCAUACCACAGCCCAGUUUCAGAGAACUCCCUCCUCCAGCCUCUCCCUAGAGGCCUGGCUAUCCCUUCCACGCCACCAAAUUCACCGUCUCACUCACCUUGCCCUUCUCCUUUGCCCGUUGAGCCUCGAGUGCAUCUCUCUGAAAAUUUUUUGGCCUCCCGACCAGCUGAAACAUUCCUCCAGGAGAUGUAUGGCUUGAGACCGUCCCGAAACCCUCCUGAUGUUGGCCAGUUGAAGAUGAACUUAGUGGACAGGCUGAAAAGACUGGGGAUAGCCAGAGUGAUCAAGACCCCUGCAGCCCAGGAAAAUGGACGAAGCCAAGAGGCAGAAAAUGGUCUUCAAAGACCAAACUCUGCUGUCUAUUUAAAUUCAGGUAGCAAUUUAUUGAGUGGACUGAGGAGGAAUCAGAGUCUUCCAGUCAUGAUGGGUAGCUUUGGCACCCCAGUUUGUACAUCAUCACCCAAAAUGGAUAUCCUGAAGGAAGACUGAGGUUCAGCAGUUGACUGACCUCUUAUACAAGUUAGCACAUGAAGGAAAGAUUUGCACUGAUACAUGUAGUCUUGUCUGAGAGAAAAGGAAUGUUGCAGAAGGGUUGUGAAUGUGGGAAGGGGAAAGUGGAAGAACGGAAACAGAAUUGGCAUGAGGUCUGUCUGAUAAAUUGAAAGUAUAAAUGAAUGGGUCAUGAGUGUUUGGAAGCAGAGAAAGAAGAAAUGUUUAAUGCUGUCCUCCAGUUGGUAUUUCUUGUCUUGAAAAUAAAAAGUGACUAGAAAAUAAAUUCAGUAAUAUUGGAACAUACCAGAAAUACUGAACUUGCUAGCACAUUUACUUCUGGUGAGCAUAAGCAGGGAGGACCCAGGUUAGGAGAUGGGAAAAAAGAAGGAGCAGCUUUGACCGUUAACCUUUAGAAAGCUGUUCUAGAAGGUUGCUGGAGUAAACUCAGUCUGUUACUGAGACAGCAGUGAGAUGGCUUAUCUGCUGGCCCCUGUUAAUGUCUGGUUAAAUUACACCUCCAUCAAAGAGUAUGCUCACUGCAUUAUCAAACAAGGAAUUUUACCUUUUUCAUAAGAUCAGACUAGUGGAGACUCCCUUUUUGCUUUCUGUUUUCAGGCCUUUGAGCCACUGGGAUCCCAAACAUAAUCCACAUUCCUUUUGCAUUUGUGAUUAAUAAGGGUUAAUUUUUUUAAUUUGUAUUUUUAUACAAUACCCCCGCCCCCCAGCAAACAACAUGAGUGGGGGGUAGGAGGGAUUUACUUAAAGGAAAAUAUGGGUACAUCGGAACCAAGGAAACUUGUUUUCAGAAUAUUUCUUCUGAAUAAGUGCAUUGGCCAAGGUGUAUGAACAUAAUUACUGUACAUGUCUUUCAAAUUUCCUUGGAGGCUGGAUGGGUUAAACCAGAAGUGCAAUCAAUAGGAAUUAGAGAAUGUUGUGUAUUUAUCUCUGUGAGUUUUUUUGGAAGGAAAGUUGGUUGCGACUAAACUUUUUCGAAAAUGUGCUAUGCAUACUUUUAAUGAAAGAUGACAUAUAUUUGCACAAAAAUUCUCAGGCACAGCAAAUUAUUAUAAACUGA